This is a messenger RNA of Epinephelus fuscoguttatus (brown-marbled grouper), 1860 nucleotides long. It is a transcript of the gene il12b2, whose product is annotated as interleukin-12 subunit beta. Gene Ontology annotation, molecular function: protein binding. The record is from RefSeq and is a predicted model, not a curated record. The transcript has 8 exons. The coding region runs from base 104 to 1135 and encodes 343 amino acids. Lineage: Eukaryota; Metazoa; Chordata; Actinopteri; Perciformes; Serranidae.
CCAAUGGUCAGCGGGCAGUUGGAGCAUACGAUCAUCAGAACGUCUACGACAACUUCUGCUCUUGAUUCUUUUCACAGCGUCACUUCAGUGUAACUUCCUCCAGAUGGAGACCUUGUCACUGUGGAUAUAUGGGCUUCUGCUCAUCAGCCUCACCAGAGCACAGCAACUCAACCACUUUCCUGAAGUUGUGGGGGCAAAAUGGAAGGACUCAAAUCCAGUCACACUGACCUGCCGUACAAAGACCGAUGGAGAUGUCACAUGGAAGUUUGAAGGUGAUGAGAUGGAGGAUGACGAUUACGAUGAAAAAAUCCAGCUGAGUGGUCGAGAUCUGUCCGUGUCUAUGGUAGAAAAUCCCAUGUUGGGAGAAUACAGCUGCUGGAGAGGAUCAGAAAUGUUGUCAUCAACCUAUCUGCUGCUGAAGAAAGACGAGUCAAAUGAUUUUCCUAUCAAGUGUCGGGCAAAGUCGUAUGACUGUAACUUCAGCUGUGAUUGGACCCACAGUACACAAACAGCAGUGCGCCUUGGAUUGGGCCAUGACUGCCGAGAAGGUAGGGAGUCGUGCCAUUGGGUCAGCAGUGUUCGGCCUGUAAAAGGAAAAUUCCACUUUAACUUGUCCCACUCCCUCUCACCCUACGCUGAGGAAAGCACCAUGCUCGAACUCACUGCCGAGGCCAUCACCACGGACUCAAUCCUCAGGGGGACCAAGAGUUUUUAUCUCAGAGACAUCAUUCAACCCGAUAGUCCCCAGAUUGUCAAGUGUCAGGAGGAGGAGGAGAACGUGAACGUGACCAUUGACGCACCACAGAGCUGGUCAACUCCUCAAAGCUUCUUCACUCUGGAGCACCAAAUCGAAUACGUCCUAAGAGACGAUGGAACGUCUGGAUUUUCCUCAACUGCUCUGAUACCGAAGGGGGUCAGCAAGCUGAGGGCUCGCUCCAGAGACUCGCUGGUGCCCUCAAACUGGAGCCAGUGGACUCCCUGGAAAAAUGUGAUAACAGGAAAAAAGAACCUAUGCAAAUGCAAAAGCACUGAAAAAUCUUGCUGCCCAGAGUUGCCAUCUGGGUACUUGGACAACUGCAAGAAGAAAAAGGAGAAAAAAAAGAACAAAGAUGCUAAGCGGAGCCAGACUUCUUAAAAAGAAGAUGCUUAAUAAUAACAUGUUUUACAACUGGGAUUGUGCUGGUGUACAAACACCUUUUAUUUAGGAAUUGUGAAAGAAUAUGUGGAUGUAUUUAUAUGAAGCAAUUAAACUGAAUCUGUCAAGUGUUUGAACAAAAAUUCAAUACUGGGGAUGGUUAAGAAUUUAAAUUUCUAAAAGCUCUGAAAUGAAGAAGGUUUAACUUGUGUUGUUGUGUGAAUACUUAGUUACCAGUUUAUUGAGUAUACCUAUUUCUAACCAAUGCUACUGCAGCAACUAUGCAAUAAUCUAAACCUUCAUGAUAUUGUUCAGUUUUUGUUAAAAGUUUGUUUUAUUUUAUUAGUAUGCACUUUAUUAAAUGUAUGUGGGUUCAUGGUUUUUAUUAUCGUUUCUUAGUUUCUUAAAUUGAAAUGUGGUGGGAACUUUAUUGCAAAACAGAGGAAUGAUAUUAGUCGAUAUUUUUCUAUUAAUCGAACAAGAGGUCAGUUAUGCAAGACAUUCCCUCAACUUUACAAGUGAGUAAAUGGCCCUUUAACAACCUUAAAUUUUGCACAAAAGCACUGAUAUAACGUUUACAUGGCAUAUAUGACUUAUCACUGUGAGUCAUGGCAAGAACUUAAUUGCAAAUUUGUUCAGGACAAAAAUGUGUAGCACUAAAGCACAACAUCAACUGAUAAGAACCUUAAGGUGGGCCUUGCAGAGUUUAUUACCCAAUUCUGACA